Odobenus rosmarus divergens (Pacific walrus) is the source of this 1260-nucleotide messenger RNA. RefSeq names its product queuine tRNA-ribosyltransferase domain containing 1 (gene QTRT2). Bases 13 to 1260 code for a protein of 415 amino acids. Gene Ontology annotation, molecular function: tRNA-guanosine(34) queuine transglycosylase activity. The transcript has 8 exons. The record is from RefSeq and is a predicted model, not a curated record. Lineage: Eukaryota; Metazoa; Chordata; Mammalia; Carnivora; Odobenidae.
GAAUCUCUUAGGAUGAAGCUGAGUCUUACCAAGGUAGUUAAUGGCUGUCGCCUAGGAAAAAUAAAAAACCUGGGCAAAACAGGGGACCACACCAUGGACAUUCCAACCUGCAUUCUGUACACCAAGACCGGCUCUGCCCCACACCUGACCCAUCAGACACUGCAUACUAUCCACAGGCUUCCUGCCAUGGCUGAGCUUACACUGUCCUCGUUGGCAGAACACCAUGAAAUCUUGGCAGACUAUAAGGAAGGAAUUGGAAAGUUUAUAGGCAUGCCAGAAUCACUCUUGUACUGUUCCCUGCAUGAUCCAGUGAGCCCCUGCCCAGCCGGUUAUGUAACAAACAAGUCUGUGUCCGUGUGGGGUGUUGGGGGACGAGUGGAAAUGACUGCUUCCAAGUUCAUGGCAAUUCAGCAGGCCCUUCAGCCAGACUGGUUCCAGUGUCUGUCAGAUGGAGAGGCAUCUUGUGAGGAAGCAACUUCCAUAAAAAGAGCCAGGAAGUCUGUUGAUCGAUCGCUUCUAUUCCUGGAUGAUUGUCUACGGCUACAGGAAGAGUCAGAGGUCCUUCAGAAAAGUACCAUCAUUGGAGUGAUUGAAGGUGGAGACGUGAUGGAGGAGAGGCUGAGGUCAGCACGGGAGACCGCCAAGCGGCCCGUAGGUGGCUUCCUUCUGGAUGGCUUUCAAGGGAAUCCAGCAACCCUGGAAACUAGACUGAAAUUGUUGUCAUCAGUCACCGCAGAGCUGCCGGAAGACAAACCAAGGCUCAUCUGUGGAGUCAGCCGGCCAGAUGAGGUCCUCGAGUGUAUUGAAAGGGGAGUGGACUUAUUUGAGAGUUUUUUCCCUUAUCAAGUGACAGAGCGGGGAUGUGCCCUGACUUUCAGCUUUGAUUACCAGCCGAACCCUGAAGAGACACUAUUACAACAAAAUGGGAUACAGGAAGAAAUAAAAUAUGUGGAUCAAACAAAGAAAAUUAAAACAACCAGUUGCAACCAAGAAAUGACAUCAUUUGAAAUUAAUCUGAAGGAAAAAAAGUACCAGGAAGACUUUGAUCCACUUGUGAGAGGGUGUUCCUGUUACUGCUGUAAGAAUCAUACUCGUGCGUACAUCCACCAUCUGCUGGUGACCAACGAGCUGUUGGCUGGGGUCCUGCUUAUGAUGCACAACUUUGAACACUAUUUUGGAUUUUUCCACUCCAUCCGGGAAGCACUAAAAAGCGACAGACUGGCACAGUUGAAAGAGCUCAUCCGCAGGCAAGCAUCUUGA